GCGCUCAUUUUACUAUCAGCACAUCCCGAUCGCUACUGCAAGCAGUGGGACGAAAUGUAACAAAACACACGACAACGUUGUACCUGUUUAAAGGAGCCGUUGUGGUGCCACCAACCAAAUCACCUAUUAUUCAAAGUAAAACCUUCAUCGCUUUGAUCUUGAACGGGAAAUAUUUAAAGUGGUUUCAUAAAAAAGGAACUGAGAAAGGAUUUGACAAGUGGAGACUAUACGUUUGUGGCAGCGUUUACUCGGCAAAUAUGUUAACAAGAUGAGAAAAACAAUACCUGUAAAUUAAGACCAGCUGCUCAAGACGUCAAUAGAAGUGGUCCAUCAGACGAGAAUGGCUUGAUUUUGUUUGUGUGAACAAUGAGUCGUUUUUGACAGCAGCACUCAUGCUUCAGGGAAAGAAAAAGAAAGUUUGCUGCGUCUGAUUUUGAUAUUACAUUCUGAGACUCGUUUUGUUGUCUAUAUUGUUUUUAGUCGGCAAGACCACCUGUUUGGUUUGGCAUAUUCACCAUGGCCAAAGUGAUCCAAAAGAAGAAUCACUGGACCACCAAAGUUAACGAGUGCGCGGUUCUCAAAGACGCUCCGGGUGACUUGAAUGUGCCAUUGCUGGGCGGUGCAGAGAACGGAGAGUUCGCCUUCAUCGGACAAGUUAACGAGGAUAUCGUUAUUUACAAAAAUGGAAAAUUAACGGAGGGGGAGUUGAUAUUGGAAGUAGAGAACCUAUCGAUCUCUGGAUUGCCUCUGUAUGAUGUACAGACAGUGAUAAAUAAUUGCAAGGGUCCCGUCAGAUUGAAAACAGUCAGACAAGGAACCAAGCUAAAUAAGGACCUGAAGCACUAUCUGAGCCAGCGCUUCCAGAAGUCCUCCCCGGACCACGACCUGCAGCAGACCAUUCGAGACAACCUCUACCGCCAUGCUGUGCCUUGUACAACCCGCCCCCCACGUGACGGAGAGGUCCCUGGAAUAGAUUACAACUUCCUGCCUGUGGAGGACUUUCUGGCUUUGGAGCAGAGUGGGACCCUUCUGGAAAUAGGAGCAUAUGAAGGUAACUAUUAUGGAACACCCAAGCCGCCAAGGCAGCCCCCUAGUGGGAAAGUGAUUACCAGUGAUGCUUUGCAAGACAGCCUCCCGGGCUCCCAGCACUCCACUCCCCGACGCACCAAGUCCUACAAUGAGAUGCAAAAUGCUGGAAUAGUGCCUGUAGACCUGGAGGAGGACGAGGAACUCCCGGAGAUGAACAGUAGUUUAACAGGAGACUCGAGUGAACCUGACGAGCACCCCUACGCCCCGCGUGAGAACGCCCCGUCCUAUGGUGUGAACAACACAUUGUCAUCCACCACGGAGGACUCUCAGCAGACACACAUACACCUCAGCCAUCCUCCCACAGAAGAGGACCCCCUGGGACCUCUAACUGACAACUGGGAGAUGGCCUACACCGAGAACGGAGAGCUCUACUUUAUAGACCACAACACAAAAACCACUUCCUGGAUCGACCCACGCUGCCUGGACAAGCCUCCCAAACCUCUGGAAGAAUGUGAAGAUGAUGAAGGGGUACACACAGAAGAGCUGGACAGUGAGCUAGAGCUGCCAACAGGCUGGGAGAAAAUAGAUGACCCAGUCUAUGGUGUUUACUAUGUGGAUCACAUUAACAGGAAGACCCAGUAUGAGAACCCUAUACUGGAGGCUAAGCGGCUGAAGCAGCUCGAGCAACAGCAGCCACCAGAAGGUGAGCGCUACAUCCGAGAAUGGAUAGAGGACGCCACCCUGGCUGGUGCCCCGCUAGCCAGCUAUACCGCCAACCACCAGGAGACCUACAGGGAUCCCCAGGCUGGACCCCCACUGCCGCCCCUCAUCGGGCCCAAACGAGGGAAGCCCUUCUUCACGCGGAACCCAGCAGAGCUAAAGGGAACCUUCAUCAACACCAAACUGAGGAAGAGCCACCGGGGGUUCGGCUUCACCGUUGUCGGGGGCGACGAGCCUGAUGAGUUUCUUCAGAUCAAGAGUCUGGUUCUGGACGGGCCUGCUGCCCUCGACGGCAAGAUGGAGACAGGUGACGUGAUCGUGAGUGUCAAUGACACAUGCGUGCUAGGCUACACCCACGCCCAGGUGGUGAAGGUCUUCCAGUCCAUCCAUAUUGGCUCCAUGGUCAACCUGGAGCUGUGCCGUGGCUACCCCCUUCCUUUUGACCCUGACGACCCCAACACCAGCAUGGUGACCUCCGUGGCCAUCGUGGACAAGGAGCCCAUCAUCGUCAAUGGCCAGGAUAGCUACGACUCUCCGUCCAGCCAUGGCAGCCAUACUGGGGGCCCCGUUAAUGGCAUGAGGGAGUCGAGACCACACAGUCCCUCCUCCGCCGAGGUGGCGUCCAACAGCUCGCACGGUUACCUCAGCGAUUCUGUGACGCUGGCGUCAUCCAUAGCGACGCAGCCGGAGCUGAUCACAGUGCACAUGGAGAAGGGAGACAAAGGCUUUGGGUUCACCAUCGCAGACAGCCCUGCAGGGGGAGGACAGAGGGUCAAACAGAUAGUGGACUACCCCCGCUGCAGGGGCCUGAAGGAGGGGGACAUUAUCGUAGAGGUGAACAAGAGGAACGUCCAGAGCAUGAGCCACAACCAAGUGGUGGACCUGCUCAGCAAGUGCCCCAAAGGAAGUGAGGUCAGCAUGCUGGUGCAGAGAGGCGGAGGGGUGGUACCUGCAAAGAAGAGUCCAAGGCUGCAGUUAGCGAGGAAGGACAGUCAGAACAGUUCUGUGUCCAGCCACCGGAGUACCCACACUGACUCCCCUGUGCACACGUCCCUGGCCCCCCCUCUCAGCAAGAGUACCGCCCCCCCACCCCCUUCCCAGCCCCUGCCCGGCCUGCCUCCCCAGGACCCCCAGGCAGACGGGACCAUUCACAGGAAACCAGACCCCUUCAAGAUCUGGGCCCAGUCCAGGAGCAUGUAUGAAAGUAGGCUGCCUGACUUCCAGGAGCAGGACAUCUUCCUGUGGAGAAAGGACACGGGCUACGGGUUCAGGAUCCUGGGAGGGAACGAACCAGGAGAACCGAUCUACAUAGGGCACAUAGUGAAGUAUGGGGCGGCGGAUGAGGAUGGACGCCUGCGUUCAGGGGAUGAGCUCAUCUGUGUGGACGGCACGGCAGUGAUGGGCAAGUCUCACCAGCUGGUGGUACAGCUGAUGCAGCAGGCCGCCAAGCAGGGUCACGUCAACCUCACUGUGCGACGCAAGACCGGCUACGGAGUGUCUAAAGGGGAGGGCGAGGUGCCCCCGUCCCCAGCCUCGUCACACCACAGCAGCACCCAGGCCCCCUCCUUGACUGAGGGGAAGCGGACCCCCCAGGGCAGUCAGAACUCCCUCAACACGGUCAGCUCUGGCAGCGGCUCCGGCAGUGGCUCCACCAGCGGCAUCGGCAGCGGGGGCGGCGGAGGCUCAGGGAGUGCUGUGGUCAACACCGCCCUGCAGCCCUACGACGUGGAGAUCCACCGCGGGGAGAACGAGGGCUUUGGAUUCGUCAUCGUCUCCUCCGUUUCCCGACCUGAGUCUGGCACCACCUUUGCUGGAAAUGCAUGUGUGGCCAUGCCCCACAAAAUAGGGCGUAUUAUCGAGGGGAGCCCUGCGGACCGCUGUGGGAAGCUGAAGGUGGGAGACCGUAUCCUGGCCGUCAACGGCUGCUCCAUCACCAACAAGUCCCACUCGGACAUCGUCAACCUGAUCAAGGAGGCCGGGAACACCGUCACGCUAAGAAUCAUUCCCGGAGACGACUCCUCUAAUGCAUCACUACUGACCAACGCUGAGAAGAUCGCCACUAUAACAACCACUCACACGCCCCAGCAACAGGCUGCACCUGAACCCAGAAACAACACCAAACCAAAACAGGAGUCCUCUUUUGAGUUCAAAUCCCCUCAGGCCCCUCCUCCCCCCGCCCCAACAACACAACCUCCAGCCCAGGAUGCUGCGUUCUACUCAGUGGACUUGGAGAGGGAGAACAAAGGUUUUGGGUUCAGCCUGCGAGGAGGUCACGAGUACAACAUGGACCUGUAUGUGCUGAGGCUAGCCGAGGACGGAGCGGCCAUACGCAACGGCAACAUGAGUGUGGGAGAUGAGAUCCUGGAGAUCAACGGUGAGAGCACCAAGGGCAUGAAGCACGCCCGCGCCAUUGAACUGAUAAAAGAUGGUGGCCGUCACGCCCACCUGGUCCUCAAGAGGGGUGACGGCUCAGUGCCUGAAUAUGCGAUGGUUGCUCCCCAUCUCACCGCAUGUAUGAGAUCAUCUAAUGACAAGCUGGGAGAUCCUAGUUCCUACCAAAAUCAGACCAUGACCCCAGCAUCGACGGUGCCGGCCCAGCCGCAGGGAUACAAAACGCUUCGGAAGUGAGCACCCUGCCCCACAACAACACACCAUCGGACACCAACACACCAGACCCUCACAAACCAUCACGGAGCAAGGACAAGAAGGGCCACCACCAUUCCAAACACAGACACCGCUCCCCGGACAAGAAGAGCAAGAGCAAAGGAGGGGCGUCUGGGGAGACAGGGGCCUCCUCCAAUCAGUCCAAGAGAAAGGGCGACAAGAGCAAGAGGUCUGGUGGGGAUAACCACGGCACUCACCAACACCACAACAACAGUAGCGGCCACCGCCACCGGAGACACCGCUCCCCUGAUAAGGGUCGUAGCCGGGCCCGCAGCGCAGAGCAAACCCUGGACAGUAGACAAAGCCAAGGGCACAGAGAGAGGGAAGGCCGCUCUCCUGACCGACACCACACCCACCGCCAGCGCUCUCCCUACAGGUCCCCUCGGCGCAAUCGGUCACCCUAUGGCCACCGCUCUCCCUAUGGUCACCGGUCACCCUAUGGUCACCGGUCACCCUACCACUCACGCCACCACUCCCCCACCCGCUACCACCGCACCCAAUCAUCAGACCCCUACCGGCAGCCCUCCCCAUACAGACUGAGGGGCCGGGAGCCAGAGAGGCCCAACGGGGGGGUGGCACCAGUGCUGAGGAAGCCUCCUGGCCCUGUGCCCAGCCCCUAUCGUGAGGAGAGUGUGCUGCGGGAGCCUCCAGCCCUGGAUCGGCUCAACAGGGAGGCCACGCUGCUGAGGGUGCCUCCAGCCCUGGACCGGCUCAACAGGGAGGCCACGCUGCUGAGGGAAUCCAGGGAGGAGCGCCUGUUUGAGGAGGAUAGCCUUCUGCUGAGGGCAUCCACCCUGGAGCGUGACUACAGAGGAGAUGGCCUGUUAUCUGCUGCUGCCCGUGGCCAGAGAGGAGAGACCAUGCCCAGGGUCCAUACCCCCGAGUCCGACAGCGCCUACAAGCGGUACAGCUCACUGCUGAGGGGCCGCUCGCCUGAGAGGGUGGAGAGAGAGGCACGCUACGCCCCCAGAGAGGAGUCCCCAGACCCCCGCUACAGAGUUCAGAGUCUGGGCCGAGACAUCUCACCUGUCAGGAGCUUCAUAGAGCUGGAGGAGGAGGGAGCAACAGCACCCAGGCUGAAGGAGUCUUACAGCACACUCAAGUCUGACAUCAGCCGUGCUUCCAAAGCGCCCCCGGAGCCCAAGCGGAAGGCUUACAAAGACAGCCCCAAAGAUCUGAGCAUCUGAUGUGACGUCUGCUGUAACACAACCAGUCCCCCCCCCCCCCCCCCCCCUCAGCGCUCCACGGCACCAUGGUUCCCUCUCACCACUCAGCUCUACUCUUCAUACAACAGAACAUACCUGACCUACCUGGACCCUGGAUUAACCUCAAUUAUUGAUUAUAUUACAUUCCUGCGUUCCUACUGGACAGUGAUUCCAAAACCUACAAACUUUUAAUGGCAGAAGUACGAUAUCUUAUUCUUUUCUUUUUAGUUUUUUUGGGGUAGUUUUUUUGUGAUUUGGUUAAGCAUUGUACAUUCAUCAGAAUUUUACAGAAAAUGUAAAACCACAAAAAACAAUGAUGUGCCUAACAGUUCCAUUAAUGAGCGUAUUUUUGUUUUGUUUUUGUUUAAUAUGAGACGGCCGUUUUCCCAGCCAUCAGUCUGAUGACUGGUAUGUAUUUUUCCACUGAGCCCAAGGAGGCAGGCAGCACACAGUUCCAGUGACUGGUGCCACCCACACAGAUGCUGUGCAUGUCUUUUUUCUUUCUCUCCCCCAGUGCCACUGUUUUUUAGACAUUUGACCAGACUAUAGCACAAGCCUGCAUUUGUUUGUAUAUUUUUGACUGCAGUAUGUGUACAUUGAUGGGAUCAAAACGAAUGAAGGGAAAUAAAGUUAAACUGCGAUGGUGAUGAUGAUCAUGUUAAAAUUAAAAUAAUAUAUUAAACAUA
Oncorhynchus kisutch (coho salmon) is the source of this 6304-nucleotide messenger RNA. RefSeq names its product membrane-associated guanylate kinase, WW and PDZ domain-containing protein 1-like. The transcript is spliced from 24 exons. NCBI's taxonomy places the organism in Eukaryota, Metazoa, Chordata, Actinopteri, Salmoniformes, Salmonidae. Gene Ontology annotation, molecular function: protein binding. Gene Ontology annotation, biological process: signal transduction. Gene Ontology annotation, cellular component: cell-cell junction; cytoplasm. The record is from RefSeq and is a predicted model, not a curated record. Bases 517 to 4377 code for a protein of 1286 amino acids.